Molecule: messenger RNA, 1374 nt
Organism: Dictyostelium purpureum
Lineage: Eukaryota; Evosea; Eumycetozoa; Dictyosteliales; Dictyosteliaceae
Exons: 3
Coding region: 1-1374 (457 amino acids)
Source: RefSeq, a predicted model, not a curated record
AUGGUAUCAAAAAAUAUUUCACAUACUCUUUAUUGUAGUAGUGAAUUGGAUGAUUGGAUAGAUACUAUCUAUAAAAAUGUCAAAACUAGACUUUAUAAUAUAAUAAAUAAUGAUAGUAUGGGUGAAUUAUUGUUUAAUACAAUUACAUUCGAUUCAUACUUUGGAUAUAAAAACUAUAAAAAUAAAAUAGAAAAUAAUAUUAAAAAUAUUAAUAAUAAUAGUAAUAAUAAUAAUAGUUUAAAUAAUAAAACAAUAAUAAUACAGUAUAGGGGAAAAAAUGAUUAUGGAUUAAAAUUAGAUAAGAAAUGUUUAAAUGAAAUUAUUAAUAUUACAGAAACUAGUGAAGAAAUACCAUCAAAUGUAGAGUUUAAUUUAGAAUUUUAUUAUAAUAGCCAAUUUUCUGGAAACAUUGAUAAAUAUCAACAACUUUCAAAAGCUUUUGAUCAACUUUGUAAUAUUGCAACUAUAAAGCAUAUAGAGCAUGAUAAAAUCUAUUUUGAAAAAUUUAUUUUUGAUCCUAUUCCACUCUUUAAACCAAAUAGUUUAGAAUCAAUUGAAUUUGGUGACUUUCCAUUUCAAAUAGAAUGGUUUUCAAAAAUAAACCUACCACCCAACCUAAAGAAACUUUCAAUAUAUUUACCACUUCAUGAUAUAUCCAGAGCUAUUUCAAUGUUAGAGGAAGAAUAUGAAAGUAGACAGCAUAAAUGUAGCAUUCACGAGAUAACAGUUCAAGAUCCAAACAAUGCACUUAAAAAUUGGGAAACAAUGAUUCAAAAACUUCAAGAUUCUUCAUCUAUUAUUGAUUUAACACUAAAUACUAAUUGUAGAAGGUGUUGUGAUCCUGGUUAUAUGUAUUUCAAAUUUGUUUCUGAUGGUUUAAAAUCAAUUUUAUCAAGUCCCAAAACUUUUAUAAAAUAUUUAAAGUUAAGAUAUGUAUUUUGUUUUGAUGAUGUUUUUUUUGAAACCAUAAAAAAAAGUAAAAGUAUUGUAUCAUUAGAAAUAUCAUCCAAAUUAAGAGAUAUACCUUAUACUAGAAUUUUGGAUUAUGUUUCAUAUAAUAAAAAUAUAAUUCAUUUAAAAUUGGGUGGUAGAAUGGUUACCAAUAUUUUCACAACUUUGUUAAAUUAUGACCAACUUUAUUUAAAUACAUUAACUUUAGAUUUUAAAUUAUUUCAAGAUUGCAAGCAAAGUGAUUUAGAAUUAUUGAUUAAAUCAAGCAAUUUUGAUAUUGUAAUUGUAAUCACCGGAAAGAUAAAUCCGAGAUUAUUGGAAACAGUGAUUGGUAUGAAAAAUAUAGAAGUUUUAGAAAAUAGUCCACAAGAGACUCCAGCCACUCGUGCCACUCGUGCCACAGUUGAUAUAUGUAAAGAUUAA